This is a messenger RNA of Aspergillus bombycis, 930 nucleotides long. Its product is annotated as short chain dehydrogenase/reductase. The coding region runs from base 1 to 930 and encodes 309 amino acids. Lineage: Eukaryota; Fungi; Ascomycota; Eurotiomycetes; Eurotiales; Aspergillaceae. The transcript is spliced from 3 exons. The record is from RefSeq and is a predicted model, not a curated record. Gene Ontology annotation, cellular component: cytoplasm. Gene Ontology annotation, molecular function: oxidoreductase activity, acting on the CH-OH group of donors, NAD or NADP as acceptor.
AUGGAUGCGAACAAGCCCAAGCAAGACAUCCUGGACCGUGCAAGAUCGCGAACGGUGAUCAUCACAGGAGCAGGGGGAGGUAUCGGUGCGGCAACGGCCAGGGAGUUUAACAACCGUGGUGCCACAGUGGUCCUUGCCGAUAUUCCAGCCCUCGAGAGCAACGCCCGCGAGCUGAUUGCGUCUUUCUCGUAUCCGGACCAUGCUGUAUUCAUUCCAGUCGAUAUACGAGAUUGGCAGCAAAUGCAAAGACUCUUUCAGCAAACUAUUCAGAUGUUCGGGAGUGUGGACACCGUGGUGGCCAAUGCCGGCGUCAUGGAAUCGGAACAUGUUCUAGACAUGGAGGAUGUGGAUAGCGAGGGAAACCUGCGCGAGUCCCAAGAGGCAUCUAGGGUCAUUGAUAUUAAUAUCAAGGGAACUUUGAAUAGUACGGACCCCACGCUUGACAUGGGUACAGCUACUGACAGUGUCUACUGCUGGACUACUAGCAUUGCGGCUGGCCAUGCACCACAUGCGAUUAUCAUCCAACACGAGGACGGGGCAACCGUCCAUUGUUAUGGUGGCAUCUACAUCGGGGUACUUUGGGGGGACUGGGCUGCAAAGCGUUAUAACAUCUCCAUCACUGCUGUUGCUCCUUUCUUCACACCAACUGCGAUAACCUCAGGCCUAACGGAACGCUGGAAGGCAGCUGGAUUGGAAGCCAACACGCCAGAGAUGGUGGGGAAGGUGAUAUUUGGGUCGGCUCUAGAUGACAACAACAGUGGCAGUUGCCUAUUGGUUGCUGGAAAGUUUCUACGCGAGCUAGAGCUGACCCGGAGCAAUUUAAUCCCGGAGUGGCUAGGAGGGGAUGUGAAGGAGUUCAUGGACAGAGCGUUUAAUGUAAUUCAAGAAACAGGCGGCUAUCAACUGCCAAAGAUCAGGGCGAAGGUGUGA